UAUGCUAUAGGGUCAAUGUAAGGUUAGUGGGAUAAACCUCACAUGACGAAUUAAUAUUCUAGUACUGAGAGAAAACAACAUAUCGUCUGUUAUAUGUCCUCGAAUUUCAAUAUGACGUAGAAAAUGAUGAUGGAUUUUGAAAAUAACCCACGAAUACUUCACAUUUUCCCUUGGAUUGUAUCAGUUUCCUUGCCAGCAUGUGUGUCGGCGAGCAAGAAAGGUUUCGGAGCUUACUGUUAUGCCUACUGCAACACUACAGAUCACUUCGUGGAGACAUUCCAGUGUCCAGUCUACUGUUGUGGAAAUGAACUGAAUAAAUAUUGCUGUAGGAAGUACUUCAAGGCCUUUGGUGAUUAUGAAGGAUAUUCGAACACAGGAUGUGCGUCAUCAAUGCAAUAUCUAACAUGGAUAUGGAUUGCCCUUGGAGUGAUCAUUGGCCUCAUCCUUGUCAGCCUGUUGUCUGCGCUAUGCAUGGCGUUAGUUAAUUAUAAAAAGAAUGGCAAAGUGACAACCACAACUACAGUGUCGUCCGGAGCUCUUUCUAACCGCACACCAAACCUUCCCCAAAACAGACCUGCUGCAGCGAGUCCACCCGCAGGAGAAAUAUCCACCAUAGCAUACGUGGAGGAGUGCCCGCGGUACUCCCCGAGAUACUCCAAUACAUACCACGAUGCGUUUAGUACGGAACCACCAAAACCACCACCAUAUGCGGAGGUAGCGGAUCUACCGCGCUAUUCCAGUUUGGGACACUAUCCAGAUGAAACUUUCCAGUCUCCACCGAGUUAUGCACUUAACAACCAGGAGCAGCCGGUUAUCUUAGACAAUCGAGGGAACGCCAGUCGACAGGGAAACAGCCGUGCUAGUAAUACUAGUAGGCCUACAUCAACUAGGUCGUCAGUCAUCCACGUUGCGCCAGCCGCAGAUAGGAACGAUACGUCAUGAAUGACGUCAAUACGUUGACUCCUUGGAGCCAAAAACAAUCCAUACCCGAUCAUACGUGUAGUGUUCAUGUAUUUUUAGACCUCUGUAUAAACCAAUUCUCAGCCAGUAAAGAUAUACCUCGUUCACUCCCAAGCAUUAUUGGUGAUUAAGUCGUUUUGUUCAGUUUAUCUUAUUAGCACAGAGUAAAAGCUAAGCUGCAUACAUCUGUGGAUGUAUCAUGAACUAUUGCUCUAUACGGCCCGAUUUAGAGUUUUCGUCACAGUAGUUGUUGAGAGUGAGUGAGUUCGCCUUUGCUGACAUUCCGCUACAAAGGGAGAUGAAAAACAGAAUUGAUGUUAUCAAAAAGGUAUAUAUAAUGAAUGUUCAUUUUUGUCCAGUACCACCUAGGAAAAUAUGGAAUGUUCUUAAAGAGGAAAGUGACUGUAAAAAAUUCUUGGAUACACUGUCUGUAUAUAUUAUUUUGUGUAAAAAGGAAUGACGUUUUUGCCUGUAUAUAUAAAGUACUGUCGUAAAUAAAUCAAAAUGCUACAUUGUAACAACAAAAUCCGGUUCAAUAUCGCGCUUAAUUACUUUCAACUGGUUUAGAUAACAAAUGCAUUAUCAACAAGUCUUCAUCGAUGC
Molecule: messenger RNA, 1563 nt
Organism: Lineus longissimus
Lineage: Eukaryota; Metazoa; Nemertea; Pilidiophora; Heteronemertea; Lineidae
Exons: 4
Coding region: 124-942 (272 amino acids)
Source: RefSeq, a predicted model, not a curated record